AUGUUCAAUAAAUCUUCCGACAUCCAAACUCUUUUAGAAGAGUUAUCGGCCAAGGAAGAAGCUAGGUCUAUCGAAGUGAAGCAGAAAUAUGAUAUUUUAUCGCAAAAACUUACAGAACAGAACAUGGAAAUUCCGAGUUUAAACUCAGAAAUCACGAUAGGUGAUGAGCUCACCUUGAAAUGCAUGACUGCCAAGAAGAAAACUACAGUUAUUCGUACUUCUGGAACAAUCGACGAUUUUAUUGGAAAUGUUAAGAUUGGCUAUGGAUCGGAAUGCCCUCAUAAAUCGAGUAUUCAAGUCGGAUAUAGAGAUGACUCAGGAAGAAUUGUUUAUUUGCGUACUACCCAAGACUUAACUUAUUUAUACAAAUGGUAUUUCGCACAAGAACCUUCAUCAGUUCCUGUUGUAAUACUUUCAGAAGAAGAGACCGAACUCUUCAAGAAGUUCAAUUUUAGGAGAGAGUCCCUAAAUAAGGAUGGACAAAGCGCUAUCUUCAGAUGUGAAGCGGGAGGCCCAGACAAGCCUCUUAUAUUAAUAGCAAUUCCUAAUCUCAACUAUAAUGAUGGAAAGAAGUUCCUGGAUGGAAUUUUCCAAAAAGUUUCAACAAUUAUGUUUGUCGACGAGGCUGAAGAUAUGAUUACAGUUGAUUCUCAAGAAUCAUGGGACUACUUCAUGGAGACCGGUAUGGCUAUGACCAAGACUGGAAAUUAUCCGCUUCUUAUUUUACAAACUGCGUAA
Molecule: messenger RNA, 738 nt
Organism: Trichomonas vaginalis G3
Lineage: Eukaryota; Parabasalia; Trichomonadida; Trichomonadidae
Exons: 1
Coding region: 1-738 (245 amino acids)
Source: RefSeq, a predicted model, not a curated record